Molecule: messenger RNA, 651 nt
Organism: Rotaria sp. Silwood2
Lineage: Eukaryota; Metazoa; Rotifera; Eurotatoria; Philodinida; Philodinidae
Source: the annotation of a GenBank genome assembly
AUGGCUGAUUUCGGAAACACUGUUAAGAGUAUUAUUGUUACAAAUCUACCAAAAGAUUAUACUGAAAGCCAACUUGAAGAACUUUUUUCAAGUUUUGGUCAUAUUAUAUCAUGUAAAGUUGCACCAAUUGAUCGCAAUAUUGAAGGUAGUUAUGGUUUUGUUAAUUAUGAUGAAUCAGAAAGUUGUACUAAAGCCGUUGAAAAUAUGAAUGAUUAUGUUGGUGAUGGAUUUACUCUAUCUGUUAACUAUUCAUCAACACAAACGAGUAAUUACUUCAAUCAACCACCAAAUAAAUCCCGUAUUAACGAUCGACCAAAUGACGAAUUUAUAAUAAAUGAAAAUUAUUCUAUUUAUUUAUCAAAUCUUGAACUACCAAAUAUAAUAUUUGCAGCAACAUCAGAUGAUUACAUUAAUGGAGCAUUACUUUUUGCAAAAAUGAAUAAUUAUGAACAAAUGUUAACAGUUAAAUCGAACUUUUAUGAAUCAAAAUUAAUUGUUGGAGAAUUUUGUGCUGCAAUUUUUAAUGGAGAUUGGUAUCGAGCACGUAUAUUAAAAAUAAAUGAAAAUCACGUUCAAGUUCAAUACGUUGAUUUUGGGAAGAUUGGAUGGUGUUACUCACGUCAUGAAAUCAAACCAUUACGAAAUAAGUAA